Molecule: messenger RNA, 611 nt
Organism: Stomoxys calcitrans (stable fly)
Lineage: Eukaryota; Metazoa; Arthropoda; Insecta; Diptera; Muscidae
Exons: 1
Coding region: 89-556 (155 amino acids)
Molecular function (GO): odorant binding
Source: RefSeq, a predicted model, not a curated record
CAGUCUCAUAAUAUUUAUUGACCACUUUAUACAGCCCAACAGUAAGCAUUUGUAUGCCUUAACGUUUAAAACUCGCUUCGCUUUCAACAUGAACAAGUGCGCAUUCAUAAUUUUACUUCUAUGGGCAUUCUCAAUGUGCCAAGUUUAUGCAGAGAUUCUGGAUCUUGGAAAACGACCAUCAUGGUAUCCCGAUGAUAGCCCCGAAAUCGAAGCGGAAUGCAUGGAGGAUUUUACAAUAAGUGAAGAGAGCUUGAAACAAAUUAGAAAUCUUCAAAUAGCAAAUACUCCUGCAGUUCGCGCUUAUCUGUUGUGUUUCCUCAAGGAAACCAAUGUCUAUCGGCCGGAUAAGGGUCCCGAAAUUAAACGCAUAGCCUGGUCCCUAAAGCAAAAUUAUCAUCUGAAUAAGUGCGAUGCGGAUAUGAUACGCGAUUGCAUUGAAGAGCAAGGUGACCAAGACCUCAAAGACUAUGCCUUCUUCAACAUUAUCAAAUGUGUAUAUGAGAAAGCAAAUGCCAGGUGUUUGGAAAAAGUUCAAAAUAAUGAGACUGUUGCAUAAGAAGACUGUUGUUAGAUUUAAGAGAUUUGUAUUUAAAUAAAAGAAACAACAUGGA